AUGCCAUUGUUAGACAAAGUUGAAAAGCUCAAGAAGUCUUCCAAAGCUAAAACGGCUGGGCAAUACGCUCAGCAAGCUCGAAAUGAGGAGAGAAUCAUGAGAUUACGAGGUGGAUGUUGUUCAACAAGAGGUGUGAAUCGAGUAAGUCAGAAUGAUCAACUCCAUAUCUCCGUGUCAGACAGCUUGACACCAUUAUGUAGGAAGUCAUCGCCAUCCGAUGGCACCCCACGAGUAGAAGGGGGUAUCGAAUCAGCAGGCAGAUCGGGUGAUAGAGGCGAAGGAGGUGGUGAAAUUGGUGGUGACGAUGGUGCUGAUCCUGCUCCCGCUCCCCAUCCUGAGCACAAUCACAGUCAUACUCAUCACUCCCAUGGCGGCACACAUGAUCAUGGACUAGGUGGAUCUCACUCCCAUACUCAACUUGCGGCAUCGACUCACGAUCACGGUACCACUUCUCAUAGUCUUCAUGAUCAUUCGUCCUCUUCUGCUUUUGGUGGAGGAGGGGCAUUCAGUUCGUCUUCGGCUGGAGGAAUGGGAGGUGGGAUGGGAGGGAUGUGA
This is a messenger RNA of Kwoniella botswanensis, 555 nucleotides long. RefSeq lists its product as uncharacterized. The coding region runs from base 1 to 555 and encodes 184 amino acids. The record is from RefSeq and is a predicted model, not a curated record. The transcript is spliced from 3 exons. Lineage: Eukaryota; Fungi; Basidiomycota; Tremellomycetes; Tremellales; Cryptococcaceae.